AUGCGUUCUUGUACUCUCCUCAGUAUCGCCAACUGCACGGUGGAGACAUGCCCCCUUAGUUGUGCUCAGGUGGAAUAUCUCCCAACUGUUGCUGGAAAUGCCACCUAUGCUGCUGCUUUUGGCCUCCUUCUCAUCGUGCAGCUCGGGCUCGGCAUCAAGUAUAAAAUAUGGGGAUUCCUGGUUGGCAUGACAUGCGGACUGGUCAUUGAGAUUGUCGGAUAUGUUGGCAGAAUCAUGCUGCAUAACAACCCAUUCGACUUCAACAAUUUCAUCAUGUAUCUCGUCCCCUUGACAAUCGGACCGGCUUUCCUCGCCGGUGCCCUCUAUCUCUGCCUCUCUCGCAUCAUCAUCGCCUACGGCCAGGAAAUUUCCCGCUUCAGCCCGCGCACCUACGCAAUCACCUUCAUGACAAGCGACUUCGUAUCUCUAGUCCUUCAAGGCGCCGGCGGAGGGCUCGCAGCCACAGCCGGCACCCAAUCAGGGCUGGACACAGGAAGGGGAAUCAUGAUCGCCGGUGUUGUGUUCCAAGUCGUCUCGCUGCUGAUAUUCAUGGGCUCGUGGCUAGAGUUUGCGCUCAGCCUGCGCGGGGUGAGCGAGAACAAUAGGGAUGCGCGGUUUGCUAAGCUGAGGGCCUCGAAGAAGUUCACCUGGUUCCAGUAUGCGCUCUGCGCAGCCAUUGUACUCAUUUUCAUCCGUUCAGUGUACCGCGUCGCAGAGCUGCAGCAAGGCUUCACAGGACCCAUUGCCAACGACGAGGUGUCGUUUAUGAUCCUAGAGGGGCCAAUGAUCAUCUUGGCUGUGCUUGCGGUGACGAUCCUGCACCCUGGUGUUGCAUUUGCUGGUCACUGGAGUAGUGCGGCCUGGUCGGUCAAGCAGUCGAGAAAAAAUGCCUUUCUCCCGAGUGGCUCAUCGACUGAGGAUAUUCAGCUGCAGUAG
This is a messenger RNA of Clonostachys solani, 936 nucleotides long. The record is from the annotation of a GenBank genome assembly. NCBI's taxonomy places the organism in Eukaryota, Fungi, Ascomycota, Sordariomycetes, Hypocreales, Bionectriaceae.